Molecule: messenger RNA, 2028 nt
Organism: Paramecium tetraurelia
Lineage: Eukaryota; Ciliophora; Oligohymenophorea; Peniculida; Parameciidae
Exons: 2
Molecular function (GO): protein binding
Source: RefSeq, a predicted model, not a curated record
AUGGGUUGCGUAAGUACUCAAAUAAUUUAAAAUGAACCAUUUGUAUAUUAAAGGAAGGAUGAUUUAUAUAAGAUAUUAGACUCAUUAAAAGUAAUUGAUGUAUAACUUCUAAAGAGGAUUAUUGCUGCUUUAAAAAAAGAGAAAGUCACAAAUUGUCUAGGUUAUCUUUCAAAGCAUUGUUAACAAAAAAAUAAAGAAUAAUCUAACAUUAAGUAUAUUGCUGAUAUUAUUGGAAAUAUUUGCGAACUUGAUUUUAACAAAAAGAAUUAUUCAACAAAUGAAUAAUAAUAAUAGAGAAAGCAUCUAAUCACUUAAAUCUCUUAUGAUAAGAAAAUAUUAGAAUUUUUAGAAUUUCUAGUUCAACUUACAGCCUUAGAUGAGAAUUUAAUAUAAUGCGGAUCAAAUUCUUUAAAUAUUUUAGUUGAAAUGAAGGUUGAUUUGGCGUAUCACAAUUUUCAAAAUAUCAAGAUUAAAAAUACUUAAUUAAUAGGAGCCAAUUUUGUCAAAUGUGAUUUAAGUGGCUCUGAAUUUGAUAAUGUCAUUAUUAGUGGAAUAAAUUUGAAUGGAGCAAAAUUAUUUAAUUGCAAAUGGAAGAAUUUAAGAAUAAAUGAGUUAAAUAAGUUGAAUGGUCAUCGGGAUAAAGUCAAUUAAGUUUGCUUUUCUCCAGAUGUGAUGACAAUGAUAUUCGUUUUUGGGAUGUCAAAACAGGAAAAACAAAGUCAAUAUUAUAAGGAGAUAGGAAUAUCAAUUCAGUCUGCUUCUCACGAAAUGCGAGACUAUUGGAGUCCUGCAGUGGCAAAUUUGUAUAUAGGUGGAACCUUCAAACUAGAAAGCAUAUACAUAAAUUUAAAGUUCAUACUGAAGAUGUAAAUAUAGUUUGUUUCUCUCUUGAUGGUAGUAUAUUAGCAUUUGGUUGUGAAAGACAACUCUAUCCGUUUAUGGGAUGUUAAGACAGCAUAAUAAUAUCUUUAAUUAGAUGGUCAUACUGCGUAAAUCUAAUCAGUCUGUUUCUCCUCUGAUAACACUAAAUUAGCAUCUGGUAGUGAUGAUAAUUCUAUCUGUUUAUGGGAUGUUAAGACAGGAUAAAAAUAUCACUAAUUGGAUGGUCAUACUGGUUAUGUAAAUGCAGUCUGUUUCUCUCCUGAUUGUACUACAUUAGCAUCUGGUAGUUUUGAUUACUCUAUCCGUUUUUGGGAUGUAAAAACAGGAUAAUAAGCAGCAAAAUUAGAUGGCCAUACUCAUGAAGUCAGAUUUGUCUGUUUCUCUCCAGAUGGUACUACAUUAGCAUCUGCUAGUUGGGAUAACUCAGUUUUCAUAUGGGAUGUUAUAAAAAGAGAAUAAAAAGUCAGUAUAGAUGGUCACACUAAAUAGGUGACUUCAGUUUGUUUCUCUCCUGAUGGUACGGCAUUAGCAUCUGGUAGCUAUGAUAAUUCUAUCCGUUUAUGGGAUAUUUAGACAAUAUUAUAAUAUCACUAAUUAGAUUGUCACAUUGAUAGUAUACGAUCAGUGUGUUUCUCUCCUGAUGGCACUACUUUAGCAUCUGGAAGCGAUGAUUACACCAUCCGCUUAUGGGAUGUUAAGACAGGAUAAUAAAAAAUCAAAUUAGAGGGUCAUAGCAGUUAUGUCAUCUCUAUUUGUUUCUCUCCUGAUGGUUUUACAUUAGCCUCUGGUAGUGGAGAUUGCUCUGUUCGAUUAUGGGAUGUUAAGCAAGGAUAAUAAAAAGCUCAAAUAAACGGACAUAAUGAUUACGUCAGAUCAGUAUGUUUCUCUCAUGAUGGUAAUACUUUAGCAUCUGGUUGUGAUGAUUUGACUAUUCGUUUAUGGAAUGUUGAGACGUAAUAGGUAAUACAUUAAUUUGUUACUGAGAUUAAAUAUUUAUUUUCAACUCAUUUUUCUCCUGAUUGUACUACAUUAGCGUCUGGAUGUAUUGAUGGUUAUAUCAGUUUAUGGGAUGUGAAGACAGGAGAAUAGAAAGUCUCAUUAGAUUAUCAUAAUAAUCCUGUUAGUUCAGUAUGUUUUCUCUCCUGA